ACUACGAAAGAGCCAAAGCUCUCAAGGCGCAUGCUUGUAUUAUAGAUUGUCGCGUUCGAUACUAGCUUCAAGUAAAGCAAAAUGGCAAAAACAUACAACAGCGGGGAUUCGCUAGUGGUCACCCACCUAACUACUAAUCCGCCGGUAUCCUGCUUAAGUACCGCUGAGCGAACGGGAAGCGCUGAAUUCAAGAUCCUAUGGUCGUAUGUGGAAGGUUGGCAUCUUUUUCACGUUUAUAUACUUGCUCCUACGCCCCAUCUAUCUUGGCCUCCUAAGGAACAUUGAUGAGCGAUCUGGCCCACUCCAAGAUAAGGAUCCACCCGCAUGAUUGUUCGGACUGAGAGACUCUAGGCUUAGAAUCUCCUGUAUGCCUUGUCGU
This is a messenger RNA of Cucurbitaria berberidis CBS 394.84, 379 nucleotides long. RefSeq lists its product as uncharacterized. Lineage: Eukaryota; Fungi; Ascomycota; Dothideomycetes; Pleosporales; Cucurbitariaceae. The record is from RefSeq and is a predicted model, not a curated record. The transcript has a single exon. The coding region runs from base 82 to 285 and encodes 67 amino acids.